Chara braunii is the source of this 9562-nucleotide messenger RNA. NCBI's taxonomy places the organism in Eukaryota, Viridiplantae, Streptophyta, Charophyceae, Charales, Characeae. The record is from the annotation of a GenBank genome assembly.
GCGGCUCCCCUUCGUUUGUUUUUUGUUUUUUUUGUAUUUUGACGUUUUGUUCGGACUCCUCCCGUCGUUGUUGUCGAAAGGGCAUAGAUCAGCAAACGUGAUGGGGAGGGGUUUGUCGCCACUUCGGCUGCUUCUCGGGCGCUCUCCGUCGAAGAAGACGAGUCAUAAUCAACAGCAACAGGAGUUGGAGCAGCACGUGUCCCCCCUUAGUUCCUCGCCCGCUGACGCCGAGCCGUCUCUGGUUACCGGCAAAGAUGGCGGCGCUCGUCGACCCCUCACUCCUACGACUAAUAACACUCUUUUUGAUCCGGCGGUCGCUCAGUGCACGCCAAGUGGCAGAGGUAAUGACACGACGGCUGCGAAGCACUCGGCGGCAAAGGUCUCGCCCAGACCGACGAAGCACGUGGGACGGCAGAACGUCGCUGAAGGCGGGUCGCCAGACAUCGGUGGUGGCCAACGACAUACUGUUGUGCUGGCUGGAGGGGGAGGGAACAAGGACAGGAGCUCUCCACGGACGCCUCCACUUGGCGCAGGAGCAGAGGUUCCUGGCUGGCAGCCUCACUCACACAGAAUUAUGGGUAGCGGGGCCCGGCGGAGCGGUGAGGGGAACGAGAACGCCGCUGAUCCUUCGUCGAUAACGACCAAUAAUGUCGCCACCGGUCGUGGAGGGGCCGCCGAUCGGCAUCCUCUGCAUCAUCAUCGGUCUCUGUCGCGUAUGACCUCAAGGGGGCAGCUUGAGUUUGAUCAGCUCCUAGCGAUGGGAUCAGGAGGAGGAGGGGCAGGGGGUGUGGACGGCGGCGGUGUGAAUGGAGGAGGGCGCAGGACUCCUGGUCGAACGCGGCCCGGAGAGAAUGCGCCGGACUCGGUGGGUGGCGCGCAGGGGGUCACAGGAGGAGAGGCAUCAUCACCACAUCAGCAGCCUACAUUGCAGAAGAACCGGUCGGGACAGGUGGCUGGUGCAGCUGAGGGUGGUACGGGAAGUGGCCGCUCGAGAACUCCUCGCAGAAAUGAGAACGUUGCUCCAUGUGACGGGGAAGCGGCAGUGGGAGGAGAGAGAUUGCCUGCUAAUGAGGCAGUGGUGGCUGUGCAGGCCACGUGUAGUGCCAGCGCCCCGCCAACUACGAUCGGCAGUGUCUCCAAGGGCGGCAAAACCCGGGGACAGUGGAAAGAUGCAGCUGCUACUGGUGAAGCAGCAGCGGUUGUGCCGAAGACGCCGCGGCAGGUGGCGCGUGUACUGGCCUUUGGUGGCGGUCUGAACAACAACAACAAUUGUGGUCCCCUUGGUCCCGGGGCUGGAGGGGGUUGUAGAAUGGCCCCGCACAGACCCCUCUCUUCCUUGGCCAACGGCAUCAGUCAGUUGGCCCCUCUGCCGGCACUCGAGCAUUUCGAUUUGGACGAAUCGUGGGACCCUUCCAGAGAGGAUCAGACAGUCCAGGUACUUGUGAGAAUCCGGCCAAUCAAUUCGCGGGAAGCGUCUGUGAACGGAGAUCGCCGUUGUCUGAGGCAGGAUAGCCCGCGUUCGCUCGUUUUCCUCACGCACCCGGAGCCGCAGCGGUUCACGUUCGACCAUGUUGCUGGUGAACAAAUCAGUCAGGAUAAGCUGUUUCGAGUGGCUGGGUACCCGAUGGUGGAGAACUGCUUGGAAGGAUACAACAGCUGCAUGUUUGCGUAUGGACAGACCGGAAGCGGCAAGACUUACACAAUGCUUGGCGACAUAGAUGACCUUCUGCGCAGAAAGUCGGAGCAGAGGGGGAUCACUCCCCGUGUUUUUGAGCACCUCUUUUCCCGGAUACGAGAGGAGGAAGAUCAGCGGAGGCAUGAGCAGCUGCGAUUCCAGUGCAAGUGUUCGUUCCUCGAGAUAUACAACGAGACGAUCACUGAUCUGCUGGAUCCCACGCAAACGAAUUUACAGAUUCGUGAAGAUAUGAAGAGAGGCGUUUAUGUGGAGAGCUUGUCGGAGAUUGCCGUUGGUGGUGUAGAGGACGUUAUCAAGCUUUUGAUGGAGGGUGCAGCGAACCGGAAGGUGGCACAGACAAAUAUGAAUCGGGAAAGCAGUCGUUCACACAGUGUGUUUACUUGUGUUAUCGAGAGCAAGGGGUUCUCGGAUGGCAUUAGUAACCUUCGUUUUUCCCGACUCAAUCUAGUUGAUCUUGCUGGAUCGGAAAGGCAGAAGAGCUCAGGUGCAGAGGGCGAAAGGCUGAAGGAGGCAGCGAAUAUCAACAAGUCUCUGUCACAGCUAGGGUAUCACAUGAGGUCCACCAUAGCCAUGGCUACCCUUAUUCCUCCUUCCUCCAAGGCCGAGGCUACGUCGGACUACCAGGGCAUCGCCCUGCUGUCCAAAGGACAACACAAAGCAGCUAUGGCUGUUCUAGCUCAGGCCGCCGUGCCUGAUUCUGCCUCGAAGCUUCUUUGUGUAGCUCUAACCCACCUGGGGCCUUCCUGCUGCAGCGCCCACCAAGGUGAUGAAGAUGGCAACCACCAUAGCCAGGACUCGCUGGGAGGAAAUUCAAAAACUGUGAUGAUUGCCAACGUGAGCCCAUCCCUCAGCUGCUUCAGUGAGACGCUUGGCACACUGAAGUUUGCCCAGCGGGCCAAGUUCAUUCGCAACAAGGCGGUUGUCAACGAAGACAGCUCAGGGGAUGUGGCAUAUCUGAAUGAGCAGAUUCGACGGCUGAAAGAGGAGCUCUCUCGCUUGCGUGGACUACCCCCACCAAUAUCUCCGAGUGCAAGACGGCAAUCACUCCAGGCAUCAAGCACGAUGGUUCUGGCACAGGCACUCAGGAGUUCCAUGGAUUCUUUUGACUUGACGAAAUCUCUUCUUCCGGCAAAAGACACUUCUGCUACUGCAAGCAGAGUUCGAGCACUGGAGGCAAUGCUAGCUGGGGCUUUCAGGAGAGAGCAGUCUGCAGAGAACCAGGUGAAACAGCAGGCUUCGGAAAUUGAGCACCUUGAGCAAUUAGUGAAGCGGAUGGAGCAGGAGGCAAACUGUGGGAGAAUGGUUCUCAAGUUCAGAGAGGACAAGAUUCGGCGCUUGGAGGUGGCGGCAGAUGGCUUGCUAAUGACAAAUGCGGACGAAGCACUACAGGAGGAGAAUGCCAAUCUAUUGCAGGAGUUGCAAGUGCUUCGGGAAAGGGCAGCUAAGCCACCGGAAGUUAUGAAGUUUGCUUCAGAGAAUCUGCGCCUUCUCGGCCUGCUUAACAAGGACCGAGAGUUCUAUGAAAACGGUGAGAGGGAGCUUAUGAAGGAGGAAAUCGCUGCACUUCGAGAUGAGCUUACUGUUUUGCUGGACUCAAGGAAUGUCACAGAUUUUAGCAACCGCCGGAGCUCUAUCUUCCUCAGCAAAGGAGGGGGUGUGCAACACUUGGAGCAGUGUGGAGAUGGUGGAAAGGCUGCAGCGGUUGCCAGUCAUAUGGCAGAGCUGUCUCGUUUGGAGGUGGACGCGCUUCAGAAGGAUCUGGCUGAAUGCAGGAGAAACCUGAGCAUCUCCUUAGAGACAAAUGCAAAGAUGGCUAGGCAAGUUGACGAGCUCCGUGUGGAAAUUGCAAAGCUGCAUGAAGAGCGAACAGUAAUUGAGGCAGAGACGGCUUCACUCAGGGCUAAAUCGAGGGAGUCCAUUGGAAUUGCCAUCCGCGACAUCCAAGGUCCUUCAGCAGAAUCUGCCGAGCUACUCAGUCAGCUUGCUGAGACGGACGAAAAACUGGAGGCGGAAAUUGACAAGCGGCGUGCUGCAGAAGCAGCACUCAAGAAUGCACUCGACAAGAUUGCUCGUUUGAGGACUGAGCUCAAUGAGACGAAACAAGGAGUGGCUGGGGCAGAGGAUGUUCUUGAGAGGCUUCGGGAAGCGGAGUACAAGCUGAGAAUCGCAGAGGAGAAAACCAAUCAGUCAACGGAUAUCCUGGAGAUACUCAAGGGCGAGAAAAGAGCCAUGGAAGAGUGCCAUAAGAACCAAAUGCUUCAGUUAACAGAGGCUGCUGAAUGCCGGGAGGCCGAAUUUGCCAGCCGAGAAAUUGAGCUCCACAAGGACAUAGAAGCCCUCAAGCUGCAGAUUGAACUGCUUCAGAAUGCCAACACUCAUUUUCAGGCAAGGCAAGAGAUGGUAUCCUCUGUCAAGGCCUCUAACAUGAAUAAAGAAGAGAAUGAGGAGAUCAGCAACCACGAUCAGCAGCUGCAGAAUCUGAAGGACGCACUUGCUUUGGCCGAAAAGGAAAAGUCCGCCUUGACUGAACGGGUUGAUGAAAUAGAGCUCGAAAUUGCAGACCUCGUUCAAAGAGAGAAGCAGGAGAGGGAGGUGCUGGAGAAGGAAAGGUAUGAGAUCGCUGCUAAAGUGGAUGAUCUACAGGCUCUUCUGCAAGAGAAGGCCUCAUGCAUCAACAAUCUGACAGUGAAGCUCCAAGAGGAAGCAGAUACAGCAAAGGAGCUGAGGGCAGAGGUGGACCGACUGCAGGUACGGAUAGAGGAGAUGGAAGACGAGAAGAAGGUUCUUGAGGAAGAGCUCGAGGUAGUCAAAGAAGAGUUACAUCAGGAGCAAGGGUUGCGUGAACUGCGAGAUGAAAAGGAGAUAGAAGUGGCAGCUCGGGAGGCUAGAUUGGAGGUUGCAGAGGAGAGAAAGGCUCGUCGUGCUGCAGAGGUUGCCCGUGAUGAGCUGUCUCGGGAGCUUGACGCUGCACGGAAGGAAGGGGAAGAGCUGAGAAAUGCCUUGCGAUUGCUGCAUUAUGAACAGUUUUCUCAAAGGCAAAAGUUUGCGUUGGAGGAUGAGACAAGAUCUGAUGCAGAAAGGGAAACUGCCCUUACGCUGGAGGCACUUCACGAGGAGUGGAGGGAAGCAAAGGAGAAUGCACGAACAGCAGCAGAGAGGGAAGACAGCAUGGUACGCUCCCUCGAGAAGGCAACUAAGGACCUUGCACAAAAAGAUAUUGAGAUCCGAACACUGAGGAAGAGGCUGCAGGAUGCAAACGCCAAUGUCCGUGCCUUGCAGAGGGAUGCUGUCAGAGAAGGCUGCAACUGGGAGGAUGACUGGAAAGAGGGUGGAGAUGAGAAUGCGGAUGUGAUUGGCUCUUUGAGGAAGAAGUUGGAGGCUGGCCAUUCAAGAUUGACAGAGGUAGUUGCUGAGAAGAACCGGCUUCUGGAAGAGUUGCAGGAACUUCGUGGAAAUGCUGCGCUUGCCGAUUGUGGCCCUACUAGUAGCCAGAAGAUAAAUUGUGCAGAAGAAAAAAAGACAGUGUUGGAGAGGAUGGUGGAGGCGGCAAAGGCAGAGGUUGAUGAGACAAGGAGGACAUUGGAAGCUCGAGAGCGAGAGUUAGAAGAUGAGAGGUCGAUGGCAUGCCGGAGGUCUGAGGAGAGGGAUGCUCUGUCGAGAAGGGGGCUGCAAGUGGAUCUGGAAGAUGGAGGAGACGGAGAUGAGGAGUCUGUUGGUGAGGCUGAUGGUGACGAGUGUGUGAUGCCAUGUAAGAUGCCACAGGAUUGGGGUGCGUCAGUGGAGGAGAGAGGCAUGGGAAAAAGCGAUUUGAUUGCAGAACUUGAGAAGACAAUUGCAACUCUCGAAACAGAGAGGGACGAAGCCCUUGCCAAGGCAGCUGUUUCAGAGAAGGAACGGGAUGAUGCAAGGAGAAGUGUGGUAGCCACUCAGAAGAAGGCUGAAAAGACCGUGGAGGAGAUGAGGAUUCUCGUGGACCUGGCACAUCAGGCUGCGGCUAUGGCUGAGGAAAGGGUGGAGGAAGCACGGAAGGAGAAGGCAGUUGCAGAGAUGGAGGUUGAUGGCGUGAAAGAGCAGUUGAGUGAUGCUGAACGAAGACGGAGAGAAAAAGAGGUUGAUCUGGAGAGACUAAGGCGGAAGUGGGAGUGUGUUCUGAUGGAACUGCGUGAAAUGGAGGAUGGUGGUUGCUGUAACAGAGAUGUAAUGAAGGAAGGUGAUGUGGAGGUUGUUGAGCUUGUUGGGAGGAUGAGAGAGCGAAUGGAUGAGCUGAGGAGCAAAAUAUUCGCGUUAGCAGAAGAGAAAGAGAACCAGGAGAGGUUGGCGGAAGAGAGGAAUGCAGAGGUGGUGAAUCUUACUGCCAAGGUGAAGGAGCUCAACUCCCAUCUUCUCGACGUGCAAGAGAGAGCGGACAAGGCAGAAGAGAGCUCAAGCACAGAGAAAAUCAAGGUGGACAGGCUUCGGGAGCAGCUGAUUGAAGCAGAGAAGAAACUGAAUAGAACUGCUCACAAUUGUGAACAAGAUAGAGCAGAAGAGGAGAGGAAGGCAGUUGGCACGAAGACUGAGAACUCUAAUGAUGAGAAGAAGAAGAGCGCAUGGAAGAGCCUUGCUCAGUCACUUGCUCGAAGUGGAAAGAAGGAUAAAGCUCUCCAGGAGUUGAAGGUGAUGGUGGCAUCUGCCAGGGAGGAGAAGAGACAGGUGGAGGAGUCAAAGAAUAAAGACGUUAAGACAGCAAUGGAGAGGGCAGAGGCUGCAGAACGUGAAAUGGCAGUGGCACGGGCAAUGCGGAAGAAGAAAGAAAUAGAGCUUCACGUAAUGAUGGGCCAGGUAGAUGAGCUGAAAAGUGAACUUCGAAGGAAGACAGCACAGAUGGAAACCCUAUGGAGGAAAGGUCUUGGGGUGUCCACCAGUGUUGACACUUCAAUGGUUGCUGCGGGCUACUUCACACCUCCCAAGGGGGAAAGUGAGAUGAGGGAGAAACUGCAUGUGCUUGAAGACAAACUGGAAAGUGAGAAACGAAAGAGUGAGGUAUUGGAAAUGGAGCUAGAGGAGAUGAGGGGACUGGUCAUGGAUGCAGAGCGAGUGAGGAAGGAGUCAGAGGGAAUGCUUGCAAGAGAGAGCAGUCUGAGAGAGCAAUUGGCCUUAAAAACGAUUAAGAUGGAGGAACUGGAAAUGGAAAUGGUGGACCUCCGAGCGGUGGUGAUGGAGAUUGAGGACAUCAGUCUUGACAAGGAAAAUAUGAUCGAAAGGGAGAGAAGUUUGAUUGAAGAACUGGAUGCGAAGAGGAGGAGAGUGGAUGAGCUCGAAUUGAUAUUGGACGUGAAAGGUGGCUUAACAGAACAAGAUAAGGAUGGGCUGCGAAUUGUGGAUGGGUUGAAAGCAGACAUGCUGAGGUUGCAUACAGAGAAGGAAGAAGCAAUCAAAGAAGCAGAGACAGUCAGGAGAGAGCUAGACGCAGUGACGGCUCAAGCUGAGGAAAGGGAGGCUGUUGCUGCAGAAGCACGCCAGAUUGCAGAGCACUGCAAGGCGGUGGCAGAGGAGAGGGAGGCGGAGAUGGCUGAGGUGAUGAGGUUGCGAGGAGAGCUAGAGUCCAAGAUUGCAUCCUUGCAAGAUCAGAUUUUGCAGGCGAAUGACGAAGUGGAGAGGCAACGAGUAAUGAAAGAGGAGAGAGAGAGGGAAAUGCUCAUAGCAAAGAGGCAGAUGGCCGAAGUUCAGCAGAAGAGGGAAGAGAAGGAGAGCGAAGUGGCAUCCUAUGCAAAGGAAGUGCUUGACUGCAAGACGAUCUUGGAGGAAAAUCAAAGGAGCCUUGAGGAGAAAGAGGUGGAGCUGCUUACUGCGAGGAAUGAGAUUCAGAAAUUGGCUGCCACAGCUGAAGCAAAGAAACAAGAGGCCGACAAAUGGAGAUCUUGGGUCAAUGAGAUGAAGAUCACCACAGAAAUCAUGGAGGCGGAAUAUCAACAGAAGGUGAAGGCCUUGGAAUCAGAGUUGGCAGAAAGUCAAAAUCGAUUGGCUCCAAGGUCUGGGGUGAAUUUUCUAUCACCACUGAAAGGCGGCACCCCUUUCGAACAAUCAUCACUGGAAUCCUUCUCCAAUACAGCAAUUCAACGGACACCUCAAGUUCUGCCAAGCGCAGACAAGGAAGAUGCUGCUUUGUUGCGAAAGAAGUUGGAGGAGGCAGAGCGAGAGAUCUCCUCUCUCAACUGGCGGCUGGCAGAAGCAAGCGGGAUGACUCACGAUGUGCUCAGGAGCAUAUUGGGAAUGAAGAUGGAGGUCUCACAAUUGCAAGAUACACAUAUUAUGCAUGAAGCUGCUGAGAAGGCUCGAAGAUUAAGUAUGGAGUCAAAGAAGAAGGAUCAGGAGCUGGCCAUGAUCCGUGAAAGGCUGGAAAAGUUUAUAAGUGAGCGUGAAGGGUGGCUAGAAGAGAUGAACAGGAGCCAAGCAGAGGCUUGCGCAGCACGAGUUUCUGCCGAGAAGAAUCGUCAAGCAAACAGAGUUCUUGUAGCCCAGAAUGAGAAGCUUAAGGCUCAGGAGUCGUCGUUACAAAAGAGAGUGACAGCACUAGAAACCGACGUAAGGAAGUUGUCAGGACAGCAGAAUCUAAGCCAGAGAAUUCACCACCAUGUCAAAAUCAAGGAGGAGAACAACAAACUAAAGGCCGAAAUGGAGGCACUUGAAAUGAAGUCUCGCAGAGAAGGUCUGUACUUGGCUAGGGCCUUGGAGGAACUUGCCAAGUAUAGAGCAGCUGAAGGAAAACUCCCUGAGCUGAAUUUUGAUGAAGAGCAACGGCUCCGCCAGAAGUUGCAAGAAGUUGAAGAGGAAAAGCUGCAAAUUGCACGCAAUCUGAACAAUUUGUGCCAGUCUAUUUACCAGGCUUCAGGAGCAGGUCGCUUCGGGGUCCCGACGCUCGCAUCUGCCAUGGAAGCUCUGCAGGCAAUGAUUGUGCGAACGGAAUCUAGUGAGCGCGAGUUGGCAAGCCUGAAGCUCCAGGCUAAAAUUGUGUCUGAAAGACGUCAGCUAAGUGAGUUGCGGUCAGCAAACACUCCACAGAAAUCGAUGCCAGUGUCCUCCUCUCCGUCAAGAUGUUGAUGAUUGACAGGGAAGGAGUAUAUUUGCUGUGGAAGAGACUGCGUUUGGGAACUCCGCACAGUUUUACAUAUGUAAAGUGUGUUGGACUAUGGAUUAGCGUUCGUGCAGAAUGAUGUCAACGCCGGCUCAGGAGAUGCAAAGCAGCGAACAUCAAUCAUUGCACGAAAACACGAAGAUUCUAAUCAAGCUUCUGUGUUGCUGCGAACUUGUCUUUCUGGAGUGAAACGUCAGUCUCGUAAUGUGAAAUCGAAGACCUGGUAGUUUCUGUUUUGCUGCCGACUCGUCUUUCAGGAAUGAGAGAGCAGUAUUAUGAUUCAAGAUCGAAGAUGUUGGUAGCUCCUGUUUUGCUACCAUGGCAUGCAGGCAACAUUUACGUCUGGAACCGCCGGUAUGUAUUUUCAUUUCUGCAAUAGGAUAAUGUAUAUAGGAGCUAGGAAGAGAGGCAGCUUGUUUUCUCAUCAAACACCUGGAUUGGUAUUGGUUCGCGAACUUCUCAGUGCUAUCCUCUGUGCAAUUGUUAAAUAAGUCAAGGGGGCUCUCCUUUCUCGAACCUCAAGUCCCUUCGUUUUUCAGUGUGGUUGUUGCACUUUGCUGUUAUCUAUCGUUGCACACAGACAUGUGCAGAUCACACACAUUUGCAGGAUGCAGCUUCCACGCCCUGCCUUGGGCUUUUCUCUACGGUAGUGUAGAGGUUUCAUUGCAUGGGUUGGUAUUCAUCCCCGUGGUGGAAUGCUCCUAUAUACCAGGCUGAAGAAGACAGACAAAGAACAAAUAUUUAAUUCUUUA